This is a messenger RNA of Paramuricea clavata, 562 nucleotides long. Lineage: Eukaryota; Metazoa; Cnidaria; Anthozoa; Malacalcyonacea; Plexauridae. The record is from the annotation of a GenBank genome assembly.
AUGGCGUCCGUUGUAAUGGCGGACGUUGACGAGGAUAAUGCAAAUAGGGAGGCUUUUUCAAGGCCGUUACAUAAGGCAUUUUUGGCAAAUAAAGUAGUUUGCCCGAUGCCCCAGUGCGUCCAACAUAAGUUGUUUUUUGAAAAUAAUGGAUUAGCGCAGCAUUUUCGUAUGGCUCAUAAAAAACAGAUGACAGACCAAGAUCUGUCAAAUUCUUAUUCGUUCAUGAAACGUAUGUAUGGAGAGGAAACGUUGAAAUAUAUUUCCUAUUUAUCGGAGAAGAGUACGAAGGUAUGUUCAUUUAAUUUUACAUAAUUUACGCUCAAUAAUGUAUCAAUUGUCGCAAUUUAAUAUAUGUGCAUAUUUAAAAAUAUCAAUAUUUAAAUUAAUAAAUAGCUUCGAAUUUUGAUUGUUGUAGACAUUGGCGAGUGGUUCUUGGUUUGACGUUUCUGGAGAAGGAAAGGUUAUUUCUAUAUUUGGCCAAGAUCCGAAAGAAGUUGCCAAAAUAUAUGGAAUGUUUCUGUUGCACUCUGGCAAGCUAAAGACAUACUGCGGAUCAAAAUAA